UGAAAGAGGCGGUAGUUCUGUUUCCCCAAAUGCAGUGGGGACACUUGGUUCCCAUAGUAGAGCUAAGCAAGCUUAUACUGUCCCUCCGACCUUCUCUUUCAAUCACCAUCCUCCUCCCUUCACCACCCAACCCCUCUAUUGCCGAUUAUGUCGCCGCCAUCUCUACCUCCGUUGAUCCUCACAUCGUCUUCGAACAACUCCCUCCCGUGUCUCCUCCUCUUCCUUCUACGCCGCCUAAGGAAAUCUUGGAGAUUCUUCGCCUUAACAGCCCCAAUCUCCACCAAGCUCUUAUUUCCAUCUCUAAAACUCAUGCCAUUAUCGCAUUUAUUGUAGAUUUCUUUGCUUCUGAAGCUAUCUCUGUUUCUCUUCAACUCAACAUUCCUACCUAUUACUUCUUCACCACUAGUGCCAGCAACCUCGUUACCUUCCUCUACCUCCCAACCAUCCACCGGACCACCGAUAAGAGCCUCAAAGAAAUCGAUACCCAUCUCAAUAUUCCUGGCCUUCCACCGAUAGCCGGCGAGGACAUGCCUGAACCAGUGCUUGAACGGAAUGAUUUCGCUUACGAAGAAUUCUUGAAAUGCUCGGUUCUAGCACGCAAAACAGCUGGUAUUAUUGUUAACACAUUUGAAGCUCUGGAAGACAAGUAUCUCGGGGCAAUUUUUGAUGGGUUUUGUAUACUGGAUGGUCCAACGCCGCCCAUUUAUCCGGUGGGUCCUUUGAUUUCUCGUGAUAAAGGAAAAGUUGCAGAGCAUGAAUGUCUUAAGUGGCUAGAUUCACAGCCUCAGAGAAGCGUCGUGUUUUUGUCUUUCGGGAGUUUGGGAUUGUUUUCAAGAGAGCAAUUGCAUGAAAUAGCUCGUGGAUUAGAGGGGAGUGGCCAGAGAUUCUUGUGGGUAGUGAGGAAUCCACCGUCGGAAAAAACCCAGAGUGUCGCAGUAUCGUCGCAGGUUGACCCAGAUCUGGUUUUCUUGCUUCCGGAGGGUUUCAUGGAUCGGACAAGAGGAAGAGGUAUGGUGGUGAAGAAAUGGGCACCGCAGGUUGAGGUACUGAAUCACGGGUCGGUGGGCGGGUUCGUGACCCACUGCGGGUGGAACUCGGUGUUGGAGGCGCUGGUCGCUGGGGUGCCGAUGGUGGCGUGGCCCCUGUACGCGGAACAGAGGUUUAACAGGGUGAUGAUGGUGGUGGAAAUGAAGAUUGCGUUGUGGAUGCGCGAGUCGUCGUCGUCGGAGGGUGGAUGGGUUGAGGCGGUGGAAGUGGAAGAGCGAGUCACUGAGUUGAUGGAAUCGGAGAAAGGUCAGUUGGUUAGGAAGCGAGUUGAGGCUUUGAAUGAUGGAGCUGAAGCUGCGUCGAGAGACGGAGGGACUUCGCGAGUUGCGUUAGCUAAACUUAAUUUCAUAAAAUCCCACAUGGUAGCUGAGGGAAAUUGGAAGAAGCGCUGCGAUGAUCACGGUAUAAUGCAGAAUGAGUUGCAAUAUUGGGUCAACAUAUUCAAAGACACUUGCGUUGAUUUUUCAUCUUGGUGGAAACUUUUGAGCCUCGAUGAUAAGGCAUUAGUAGAUUUGGUUGAUGAUAGUGAAGUUGAUAAUCUUUUUCAGUAUAAUGACACUAGUGCACAUGUGUAUCUAGCAUUGAAGGAGAGUACACCGGAAGUAAUGGAUGAUCCACAAAUCAUUGACAACUACUUGGGAUUGUCACAACAAAUGUGUUUUUUGUCAAGUAGGGAGAAUAAUAUGGACGGAACAGUUUGUGAUGAAAAUGGGGGUGACUGUGUAAGAGAAGGCGGUGGGGGAUGUCAUGUGAGGCUAGUAAGUACAGUAGAGAUUGCACCAACACCAAUGCCCGAGAUGAAUGCUGUGAAGUGGAAGGAAUUGUUGUUAGGAAAGAAGCAAACUUUUGCAAAUGCCACAGAAUUCAGAAAGGCAGUAUAUAAGUUUAGUAUUGCAGAAAACUUCGAGUACAAAUAUGUCAAAAAUUGUGAGGAAUGUGUGCAUGUGAAAUGCAAAGUUGAAGGUUGUCCUUGA
Molecule: messenger RNA, 2021 nt
Organism: Neltuma alba
Lineage: Eukaryota; Viridiplantae; Streptophyta; Magnoliopsida; Fabales; Fabaceae
Product: UDP-glycosyltransferase 88A1-like
Exons: 5
Coding region: 30-2021 (663 amino acids)
Molecular function (GO): UDP-glucosyltransferase activity
Source: RefSeq, a predicted model, not a curated record